CAUCACCACCCUUUGGGCACAGGGUUACAUCAUCACCACCCCCGACGGCAGGAAGGAAAGAAGGAUCCAGAGGCGCAAAGGCGCAGAGUCACAAAUCUCGGAUCUCUGGAAGAUCAUGGAUCCUCGAUGCUGUUGGUGUUGCUACUGCUGAGAGCCUGGGAUCCCAUCCAUCCCUCGGGGAGGAUCCCUUGCUCUCCUGCCUCGGGUUCAAGACCCUCCAGGCCAAAGCAGCAACAGAGGAAACCCAGCUGCAACCGGGUUUGCGCCCUUGGAAGGAAGCCAUCCAACCAACCCAGGCGCAGCUGCUUGUGCGCCUUGCAAGAAACCAAACCAAACCCUGCUUCCUCUGGGCAAAGAAGGAAACCCUCUUUGAGAAGGGAAAGGAAAGGCUUAGAAAGGGCCAGGAAGAGAGAGAGAAGGGCCACUCCAUUGAAGAAGCAGCUCAGGACACCCUUUGCAGGGCCUUUCCAUCGGUGGCUCCUCAUUCUCUCCAAAGAUGAGUCUGCUCACUCAGGAGCCCCAUAUUGUGGCCGCACUGCGGAAGAAACGGCUGGACAUUGAGGAUACGACGUCCACAGCGGAGAAUCCCCAGCCCAAGCGCCGAUGUCUCGAUCCGGUGGAGGGACGAACCCCUUGCCUCCAGCCCUUGGCUUGCUCCCCACCUGCCCAGGAUCAGGACCCGAGGGUCUCCCAGAUUGGCCCCUACGUCCUUUUGGAGCCCACCGAAGGGGGACGUUGCUUCCGGGCAGUGAAUAGGCAGACCGAGGCAGAAUACACCUGCAAGGUUUAUCCAUCCAAGAGCUACCGAGAGGUGAUGGCACCUUACGGCCUCCUCCCUCCGCAUCCGAACAUCGCUCGCCUGGCUGAGGUGAUCAUUGGGGAGGAAAAUGCCUACCUCUUCUUCGAGGCAGGAAGGGACGACAUGCACAACUAUGUGCGGCGUUGCAAGCGCCUUCCAGAGGACGAGGGAGCGGCCCUUUUCCGGCAAAUGGUGGAAGCGGUCUCCCAUUGCCACCAGCACGGCAUCGUCUUGCGGGACCUCAAGCUGAGGAAGUUUGUCUUUGCUGACCAGGAAAGGUCCAGAUUGCUGCUAGAGAACUUGGAAGACUCCUACGUGCUGAAUGGCCCUGACGACUCCUUGGAGGACAAGCACGGCUGCCCGGCUUACGUGGGGCCCGAGAUCCUCACCUCGAGGGGCUCCUAUUCGGGGAAGGCGGCCGACGUGUGGAGCCUGGGGGUGGCACUGUACACCCUCCUGGUGGGAUGCUAUCCUUUCCAAGGCACCAAACCAGCCUCCUUGUUCGGCAAGAUCCGCCGCGGACACUUUGCUGUCCCUGAGGACCUGUCGCCCAAAGCUCGGUGCCUCAUUCGGUGCCUCCUUCGGAAAAACCCAGCAGAGAGACUGACCGCCAAGGAGAUAUUGCUGCAUCCAUGGCUGGCCACGGUGGGCACCUCUGGGAGCUCACGAAGUAACACUGGCGAGGAGCAGGUAGUGCCCGAAAUAGGGCGCGUACAGAGAGCUGAAGCCAAAGAAGAACCAGAGGAAGGUCUGUACAGCUGAGUUGGGCAACGUGGCCAAACUCGGACUGUGUCUUGACCUAACUUCUUCUAUGUGGUUCCAUCAAAUUUUCAGUUCCACUGGACUGUUUCCAAAUGUGCCUUUGAAAUGGGAAAGAGGUUCUCAUUUGCCAGCAGGUGCUUUUGUGUCUAAAUCAGGGAAGAAGGGAAUCAGAGUCCCCUUUGUAGGAGCUCAGCACUGUCCUCCUUCGCCUGCACCAAAGAACCAUUUCUGAACUCUUAGCCAG
Molecule: messenger RNA, 1805 nt
Organism: Anolis sagrei ordinatus
Lineage: Eukaryota; Metazoa; Chordata; Lepidosauria; Squamata; Anolidae
Gene: TRIB3
Product: tribbles pseudokinase 3
Biological process (GO): protein phosphorylation; positive regulation of proteasomal ubiquitin-dependent protein catabolic process; regulation of MAP kinase activity
Cellular component (GO): nucleus
Molecular function (GO): mitogen-activated protein kinase kinase binding; ATP binding; protein kinase activity
Source: RefSeq, a predicted model, not a curated record